Messenger RNA from Python bivittatus (Burmese python), 2708 nucleotides. It is a transcript of the gene SAMHD1, whose product is annotated as SAM and HD domain containing deoxynucleoside triphosphate triphosphohydrolase 1. Gene Ontology annotation, cellular component: nucleus. Lineage: Eukaryota; Metazoa; Chordata; Lepidosauria; Squamata; Pythonidae. Gene Ontology annotation, molecular function: dGTPase activity; protein binding. Gene Ontology annotation, biological process: regulation of innate immune response; dGTP catabolic process; defense response to virus. The record is from RefSeq and is a predicted model, not a curated record.
AACGUGAGGUGGCGGCAGGGCGGGCCCGGAGCCUGCGCGAGCGAAGGGAGGCAGCUGUUCGCUCUCCUCAUCGCAGCUGCGAGCAAUGUCGAAUAGCAACCAGGAAAGCUCCCUUAAACGGGCCCGGCCCACCAGCCCGGCCGAUGGCUUCUGCACGCCUGAAAAGCGCGGCGCUACAGCUGCGGGCUCGGCGGCUGAUGCUAAGUUCCACCUUCGGUAUUGGACCACGGAGCAGCUGUGCGCCUUCCUCCAGCGCCAGGGCUUCGAAGCUGCGGAGCUGCACUGCUUUCGAGAAAAUAGAAUAACCGGUUCAACUGUAACAUCUCUCACUGGAUCUCAUCUUGAAAACAUGGGAAUUCGAGCUGUAGGCGUGAGACUGAAGCUACUAGAUUGUGUGCGCCACCUGGCACAAAGUCACACUGAUAUACCAAAGGUAUUUAAUGAUCCAAUCCAUGGUCAUAUUGAAAUGCAUCCUCUUCUUGUUCGCAUCAUCGACACGCCUCAGUUUCAACGUCUACGAUAUAUUAAGCAGUUGGGUGGCAGUUACUAUGUCUUCCCGGGAGCAACACACAAUCGCUUUGAACAUUCUCUUGGCGUUAGUCAUCUCGCAGGCCGUUUGGUGCAGGCAUUGCAAGAACGACAACCUGAACUGUGUAUUGAUCAGAGGGAUAUUCUGUGUGUUCAAAUUGCUGGACUUUGUCAUGAUUUGGGUCAUGGACCAUUUUCACAUAUGUUUGAUGGAAGAUUCAUUCCACUUGCUCGUCCAGGAUUAAAAUGGAAGCAUGAGCAGGCUUCUGUUCAGAUGUUUGAACACUUGAUCACCUCCAAUGAGCUAAGACCAGUCAUGGAAUAUUAUGGUCUCAAGUUGGAUGAGGACAUAGAUUUUAUCAAAGAACAGAUAGAAGGUCCUAUUAUGGAGAAAAGUGUGGACUCCAAGUGGUUUUACCGUGGUCGUUCCAAAGAAAAGAGUUUUCUUUACGAGAUAGUGACUAACAAAACAAGUGGCAUUGAUGUUGAUAAAUGGGACUACUUUGCCAGGGAUUGUCAUCAUCUUGGAAUUCAAAACAAUUUUGAUUAUGAGCGCUUCAUUAAAUUUGCUCGUGUGUGCCGAGUGGGAAAAAUGAUGCAUAUCUGUACCCGUGACAAGGAGGUUGGAAAUUUGUAUGACAUGUUCCACACACGAAACUGUCUGCACCGCAGAGCUUAUCAGCACAAAGUUGGCAACAUUAUUGAAACCAUGAUUACUGAUGCCUUUUUAAAGGCUGAUCCACAUAUCAAAAUAAAGGGCUCUGGUGGAAAACUGUACCGGAUCUCUACAGCACUGGAAGACAUGGAAGCCUACACCAAGCUGACAGAUGAAAUAUUUUUACAGAUUCUACAUUCUGAUGAACCAGAGCUGAGUGAUGCACGGAACGUUCUGUGUAAAAUAGAGCAGCGCGAUCUCUUUAAAUUCCUGGGAGAAACACAGCCACCAGAGGGCAAGGAGAUUAAAAAGGAAGAGUAUGAUGGAUUGUCUGCUGAUAUUGUUAAUUCCAAACCUAACACAGUCUCUCAAGAUGUGGAAUUGAAGGCUGAAGAUUUUAUCGUUGAUGUUAUUGAUAUGGAUUACGGAAUGAAAAAAUAUAACCCCAUCAAUUAUGUUCGUUUCUACUGCAAGUCUGACAUCACUCAGGCAGUUAAAAUUACCAAAGAACAAGUUUCAAAGCUGCUCCCAGAAAAAUUUGCAGAACAGAUUAUCAGGGUUUAUUGUAAGAAAAAGGAUGCAAAGAUAAUUGCUGCUGCUACACAAUAUUUUGUUCAGUGGUGUAUGAUUAAGAAUUUCACUAAGCCACGGGAUAGUGAUAUCGUUGCUCCAGGAAUUACUCCAAUGAAAAAAGAGUGGAAUAAAGAUGAUGAAAAUCAUGAUUCAAACAAAGAGAGUGGAGCUUUAAAGUGUAAAACAAAACUUUUUAAAUAUUGAGUUACCAUAUUGCUUCAAUUCUGUGUGUUUGUAUAUCUCUCUCCGUGUGUAUGUAUUCUAGCCAAGUUUUCUUCAAAAAGGAAUAUUCUGUAAAAUUACAGAGUAAGCCUGUAUAAUGCCUUUGAAAAGCUACAGUGGAAUUUACCAAUUUUCCUAUAUUGUUAAUUUAAGUCUAUGUUAUAAAAGUCAUUGUUCUGUAAAGCAAACUUAUAAAAGUGCCUCAGUGUUUAAUAAUCAAGAAACUGAAAGAUAGAUGUCAAUUUUAAAACAUAAAUCCAUUUUCUAAAAUAUUCAGAAUAUUUCACUGAAUCCAACAGUGACUUUAUACUAGCAUAAAUUGUCUAUACUUUCACAAGGAAGGGUAACAAUUUUCAUCAGUCCUUCUUUUCUCCUGUACUGUUCGAAAUGCCCCACUGCCCAGGCCCUUGUUUUGUCAGAAAUGCUUUCUCAAGGGAUGGGGAGACAGGUAUAGUAAGCAGGCCUGGCUGACAAAAAUUGGAUACCUUAAUAUUCACAAGCAUAUUCUUUCCACUAGUGCAAACCAUCAACUGUGAACUGAACCAGUGGAUAAAAUCCAUAGUUUCCCUAUCUGAGUAAAUAUAUAAAAUAAACUUAAGAGGGAGGAAAGAUCUUGGCUACUUGCUUGCAAUUCAUAUAUUUUUCUGUAAAAGUGAUUGUUCCAUGAUUCUUUAGCUCUUUUAGAUCAUGACAUAAUGUAUAUUGAUUUAGAGCUAAACAUGUAUUGACA